AGUCAUUCUCUGUUGGAGCAUUUCGCGGCAGCAGGCGACACAGGUUGGGGGAAUAACGAGAGAGAGGGGGUUAGUGGACAGUUUACCAGGCGUAAAAGACUGGGAAACGAAGCCGUCAACCUCUCCAAAAACGCAGUCAUGUUAUCUUUAUCCAUUAGGAUAUGUUUUUAUUCGGAAUAGGCGAUUCUUCUCCAAUCACAUUGUUCUCUUCUCCCAAAACAUCCCAGGAUAGGAUAGAGUGGAUGUUAUUGUCAUAAUAACCAUGAAUUCGGCGGAACAGACGGUAACGUGGCUGAUAACGUUGGGGGUCUUGGAGUCACCGAAAAAGACAAUUUCUGACCCUGAAGGAUUCCUGCAGUCUUCCCUCAAAGAUGGGGUUGUCCUGUGCAAGCUGGUGGAGCGAUUGCGCCCUGGUUCUGUUGAGAAAAUCUUCCAAGAACCAAGGAAUGAUAGUGAGUUCCAGAGCAAUAUAAAGGAGUUUCUGAAAGGCUGCGGGUCCUUCCGAGUGGAGCCAUUUGAGGUCAAUGACCUUCUCCAGGGACUGAACUUCACCAAGGUGCUCAACUCUCUGGUGGCACUGGCCAAAGCCACCGAGGACAUAGGAGUGGGCAGUGACUCUGUGUGUGCACAUCACUCAUCCUCGUUACGGAUCAAGUCGUUUGACUCUCUGAACACUCAGUCUCCCCGCGGGCGCUCCUCCAAGCUCCUCCACAACCAGUACCGCAGCCUGGACAUGUCGGAGAGCGGUGGGCAGCGGGUACUGGUGAGGGCCAAGUUCACCUUCCAGCAGACCAAUGAAGACGAGCUGUCCUUCAACAAGGGUGACAUGAUCAGUGUGUCGCGCCAGGAAGACGGCGGCUGGUGGGAGGGCUCGUUCAACGGCAACAAGGGCUGGUUCCCUAGCAACUAUGUCAAGGAGGUCAAAGGCAGCGACAACCCAGUGUCUCCUAAGUCUGGCACCCUCAAAAACCCUGUGAAAGGCUUUGACACACCAGCUGUCAGCAAGACCUACUAUAACCUGGUGCUCCAGAACAUUCUAGAGACCGAGACCGAGUAUUCCAAGGAGCUCCAAAGCCUACUGACCUCAUACCUGCACUCACUGCAACCCACAGACAAGUUGAGCAGUGCAGACGUCAGUCACAUCCUGGGGAAUCUGGAGGACAUCUCUACCUUCCAGCUGAUGUUGGUUCAGUCCUACGAGGAAUGUACCAGGCUUCCAGAGAGCCAGCAGAGAGUAGGGGGCUUCUUCCUCAACCUGCUGCCCCAGAUGAAGGCUCUCUACAUGGCCUACUGCUCCAACCACCCCUCAGCUGUCAACAUCCUCACAGAACACAGUGAGGAGCUGGGGGAGUUUAUGGAGGGGAAGGGAGCCAGUAGUCCAGGUAUCCUGACCCUCACCACUGGUCUCAGUAAACCCUUCAUGAGGCUGGACAAAUACCCUACACUGCUGAAGGAACUGGAGAGACACAUGGAGGAGCAUCAUCCUGAUCGACCAGACAUCCAGAAGUGUUUGACCUCCUUCAAAAGCCUCUCUGCCCAGUGUCAGGAGGUGAGGAAACGUAAGGAGCUGGAGCUGCAGAUUCUAACUGAGACGAUCAGACGCUGGGAGGGAGAUGACAUCAGAACCCUGGGCCCUGUCCUGUACAUGUCACACACACUCUGCCACACACACGGAUCAGAGGAGAAGAAUGAACGCUACCUCCUGCUGUUCCCAAAUGUUCUCCUACUGCUGUCUGCCAGCUCCAGAAUGAGUGGAUUCAUCUACCAGGAUAAGCUGCCAUUGACAGGAAUGCUUAUCUCAAGGAUAGAAGAUUGUGAGUUGGUCAAAAACGCUUUUGAAAUAUCAGGCAGUACGUGUGAGCGGAUGCAGGUGGUGUGUAACAACCAGCAGGAUUUGCAGGAGUGGGUGGAGCAUCUGUCGAGACACACUCAGAUCAGAAACGCCCCCUCCGUGAUCAUGACCACACCCACCGCCAAGCCCCAGUCUGUCCCCUGCCACACGCUCCCGUCCCAUCCCCUGACCCCCUCCAGACACUCAGAGAGUAGGGGUGUAUCUGCGGGCCCUGCUUACCACACUCUACCCCACCCCUCCUCCCACGGGGUCCCUCAAACCCCCCCCAUGUGGGGUCCCCUGGAGCCCCCCAGCACCCCCAAACCCUGGAGCCUCAGCUGCCUCCGCCCCGCGCCCCCACUUAAGCCCUCGGCAGCACUCUGCUAUAAAGAGGAUCUGAGUAAAAGUCCUAAGAGUAUGAAGAAGCUGCUGCCUAAACGUAAGCCUGAGAGGAAAGCUUCAGAUGAGGACUUUGCUACCAGGAAGAGUACUGCAGCUCUGGAGGAGGAUGCCCAGAUCCUGAAAGUGAUCGAGGCCUACUGCACCAGCGCCAAAACACGGCAGACACUCAACUCAACAUGGCAGGGUACUGAUUUGAUGCAUAACCACGUGCUGGCCGAGCCAGUUGACCGGUCCAGUGUGGACACUAUAGGUUGCCGUAGCAGCCUGUCCAGAGGGACCGAGCCCUGGUCUGACCUAUCAGAGGACUCGGAUUAUGACAGUAUUUGGACCGCCAGUAGUUACAGGACCUCCUCCGUUUCUCGAUCCAGAGAGAAGUCAGGUCUGCACAUGCUCUUCCCUGAGGAGGAGAAGAUUAUCGUGGAGGAGACCAAGAGCAAUGGACAGACUGUCAUCGAGGAGAAGACUCUAGUAGACACGGUGUAUGGGCUGAAGGAUGAAGUGCAGGAGCUGAAACAGGACAACAAGAAGAUGAGGAGGACCCUGGAUGAAGAGCAGAAAGCCAGGAAGGAGCUGGAGAAGAUCCUGAGGAGAGUCCUGAAGAACAUGAAUGACCCCACCUGGGACGAAACCAACCUGUGAAUACUCAGGCGACAUCGCAUCAACAUGGUUGGGUUCGGGCUCCAUCGUGACUGGACCAAAAUGUUUAACCACAAAGCUAUCUGACGUAACACUGUGAACUGACACUGUGGAACACUGAUCUGUCACUGUUGUAAGAGUCUGGGUGUGGUCCAAAGUCAAAACAGCCAAUGAAAAUGCAACAUAGCGUCCCUGAAUCACUCUGGAAGACUAUUGGCUGUGGCAUGGACCUCCGACCUCUGGGAUCUGGGAUUGGAACAAUCACACUAGUGAAGAUACCUGGUUUGCUCUUCUCAUAUUUGCUGAUCUGCACUGAUAUGUGCAGUAGGUCCCUAGUGCCUACAAAGGGAUUUCCUUCCACCUGUCCAGUUUUAUGCAGAUGAAAGACGAGGAAAGGUAGCCACGGUAGACUAUUGAGAUGCAACCCAGACAAUUUUGACAGAUGAUGAUUUUGUCACUGCCUCCAUUACCCUGCUGCCAAGCUCCUCAACACCCCCACCCUCUUACCCCACUCUGGAGCAUCUCCCUGCCCAUUCCUCUGAGCCUUGUAGGAACCUAUGGCCAACACACAGAACAGCAUAACCUCUAGCUCAUUCUGCAUGUUUCCAUGGAAACCUUAGCAAUCCAAUACUGGAACGUUUUCAGGUGAUUUUUGUAGCUUUCUGAUGAUGAUGAUUUGAAGUAUUCUGGAUGACCUAUUUCUUGUUUGUUUCUGUUAUUUUAGCGGAUAAUGGACUUUCUAUUUUAAUGCUUUCCUGAAAACACUGUAUUUCUACUUUUGAUUUUCUACUUCAUUGUCACCUAUGAUUUGUACAGAAACUAACUGUAGCGUCUCAAAUUAAUAUCAUGAAAUGUGCCUUGGGGAAACUAUUCCAUGAUAUCAGCUUACAUCUUUGGCAGGCUCUUCAGUUUAAGUCAAAUAUUCCAAUGCAAUAUUGAUUCCAAUGAUGAACACUAAUGUAAACUACUUAUCUAACUAUUUCAGAUUCUAUAUUAUGUCUGUAAUUUAUCUAUUUAAAUGAAAUUGACUGAAGUGUAUUAUGCACUCCUUAAGUCUAUUGUUCAGUGAACCUCCCUCCUUAAGUCUAUUGUUCAGUGAACCUCCCAAGUCUAUUGUUCAGUGAACCUCCCUCCUUAAGUCUAUUGUUCAGUGAAUCUCCCUCCUAGUCUAUUGUUCAGUGAACCUCCCUCCUCAAGUCUAUUGUUCAGUGAAAACCUCCCUCCCAUAUCCUCUAUUUAUUACCUCUUCGUCUCUCUCACUCUUCUCAACUUGUCUCUGAAUUAAACCAGUAAACUGAAUCUCAUGUGUAUCUGAAUACUUGCGAUGACUGACGUGUUGUUUUACCCAUCUUAGUUGAAAGCACUGGCUGUACGUUGCCUCUGAAUAACAGCGUCUGCUUUAAUGACCUAAAUGUGAUGUAGCCUUUGUCCUGCAAAGUGCUGUCACUUUUUAACUUCAAAUGAAUCAGACAGUUAUCAUUGGAUACCUGUCAGUGGUAGAUUCAGGUGGAAAUAUAGUAUAAACAGUCCAGGAAUGGUGAGGGUGACCACGUUUCCAUGCGCACAGUAUUCCGGACAGUAGCUCAUCCCGCUUUAGGUCUUAUUCGGAAUAAGCUGUUUACAUGCACGUUUUGAUAUCUCGCUCACGAGUAUCCCUGUAUCCAUGAAUAAACAGAAUAUUCCUCAUUUUAAGUUCUAGGUUAAAUGGAAUAGUACCUGAACUCUGGACACUGACUGUAGGCCCUCUGACAUGUACAGUAAUAUAAUAACUGCUGUGGAAUUCUACAUUUGUUGCAGUGAAAUAAUACAACAAAUGUUAGUGUAGAAAGUGUAGUGUAGAAAUAAGUGUAGAAAUAAGAGAUGCUGAAGGAAUUCCUGAGAAAAUGUGAAGAUGCCGGUAACAGGUUACCUUUGACACUGUUAUGCCAGCAGACAGUAUUUCAACCACAAAAUAUGCACCAAAUCAACUGAACUCUUAUCAGAAAUGUGUUUCAUUGUUUUCUCGGCUUUUCAUUUUCUUAAAACCGGUCAAACUGAUGACAUUUCGUACGAGAACAAACUCUCUGUUAUUGUGUAUUUUCUCCCAAUCCCUAAACGAAUCAGACAACUUUACCGACGUUAACUAGAUGACUAAUGCAUUCAUUCUAAGACAUUAUUCCGGUGAGCACUACUUUAUUUAGUCUUCUGGGGCAACAAGUUAGGACAGAAGAGGAGCUGUGCCUUUGGAAAGUAUUCAGACCCCUUUUUUGUUACGUUACAGCCUUAUUAUAAAAAGUAUGCAAUUGUUUUUCAAUCUACACACACACAAUACCCCAUAAUGACAAAGCAAAAACUGUUUUUUAAAAAGUUGUUGCUAAUAUAUUGAAAAUAAAAAAACGAUCACAUUUACGUAAGUAUUCAGACCCUUUACUCAGUACUUUGUUGACUGAAUACUUAUGUAAAUGUGAUCGUUUUUUUAUUUUCAAUAUAUUAGCAACAACUUUGGCAGUGAUUAUUUGGGGAGUUUCUCCCAUUCUUCUCUGCAGAUCCUCUCAAGCUCUGUCAGGUUGGAUGGGGAGCGUUGCUGCACAGCUAUUUUCACGUCUCUCGAGAGAUGUUCGAUCGGGUUCAAGUCCAGGCUCUGGCUGGGCCACUCCAGGACAUUCAGAGCCACUCCUGCGUUGUCUUGGCUGUGUGCUUAGGGUUGUUGCCCUGUUGAUAUUUAAGGUUAUUUGUCAUUAUGGGGUAGUGUGUGUGUGUGUGUAUAUGUAGAUUGAAAUUGACAAGGCUGUAACGUAACAUGUGGAAAAAGUCAAGGGGUCUGAGUACUAUCCGAAUGUACUGUAUAUGAAAAUAACCAUUGCCAUUAUUUGGAUCUGUGCCUUUCACUUUGAACUGGACUGUGUUUACAUCAUGAGCAGUCACGAGUAGAUGCAUUUUUAAAAACCUUUUUUUUUUUUUUUAUCAAAGCGAGAGACCUUUGCACAUUUUGUUAAAAUGAUUUGCUAGUUAGUGAGUUAUUGGCCCAGUUAAAGCUAAUUUCUUGUCAACAGUGGGGGUGUGGUUGCUUCCUACAAGAGCACAACGUUUACAUUUCUUGCCAUCUUUUCACAGCAAGUCAGAGCUUAUUUUCUGUGGUAAAGGGGCAGUGUUGUUGUCUUGAAUAGGCUACCAUUAUUCUCUGUAAUAAUGGUAUGGGAAUAAUGAAUUUUAUUUUGUAAAGUGGUUUCUUGCAUCAAACUCAUUUUCAAUCACCUUGUUGGAAGGACAAGUGAAUAAACAUGUUAAUUGUCAA
Oncorhynchus kisutch (coho salmon) is the source of this 6143-nucleotide messenger RNA. RefSeq names its product Rho guanine nucleotide exchange factor (GEF) 7b (gene arhgef7b). Gene Ontology annotation, biological process: intracellular signal transduction; lamellipodium assembly. Lineage: Eukaryota; Metazoa; Chordata; Actinopteri; Salmoniformes; Salmonidae. Gene Ontology annotation, molecular function: guanyl-nucleotide exchange factor activity; protein binding. The transcript has 21 exons. Gene Ontology annotation, cellular component: cytoplasm; lamellipodium. The record is from RefSeq and is a predicted model, not a curated record. The coding region runs from base 263 to 2872 and encodes 869 amino acids.